ACUGCAAUUUUAAAGCUGCAUCUCCCUUAUCCUCAUCACCGCGUCGCCUGGUUGGCAGCUCAUACCACCAUUCUUCCCACAGCGUCCAUCUAGACGCCGUCGUCGUAUUAGCCAUGCUCCGAGCUGCCAAAUCCAUCUCAAAGCACCGCUUUGUCGACGCGAUUGUCGUCGGCGGCGGGCCAUGCGGUCUGGCCGUCGUGGGCAACAUCUUGGAGCAGAAACCCAAGGGAAAUCAGCUUUGGGUAGACCCCGUGUUUCGAGGCGGUCGUGUGGGAGAUCAUUACAGAGAAGUGCCGAGCAACACAAAGGUCGACUUGUUUAUCGGCUUCGCGACCGCCGUGGAGCCUUUCCGACAGAUCGUCUCCUUGGCGCAGAAGCCCAAUGCGAUAACGGCGCUCGAGCGCUUAAAGCAGGACGAGGGUUGUGAGCUUGGCCACGCUGCCGAUAUGUGUUUGAUGCUCACAGAUGGCGUUGCUCGUCAUUUCGAUAACGUGCAUCAACAUUACGGCAAAGUCACCGCCGCCACUUUUGAUGAGAACACCAAGCUCUGGACAGCUGUCUUAGAUGGCAAAGACCACGUCGAGACACCGAAGCUUGUGCUGUGCACUGGCUCCAGCCCAAUUGAAAACCCGCUCCCCAUCAUUGAGAAGCUUCCAGGGACCUUGGAGGUGGUGCAUCUAGACAUUGGACUCACACCGUCAGAGCUCGCCAAGACAAUCAAGUCAGACGCCACAGUUGCAGUUGUCGGUGCCUCGCAUUCUGCCAUCUUGGUGUUGAUGAAUCUAUACAACAUGGCUGCAAGCAGCCAUCCCCAGCUCCGUAUCAAGUGGUUCACCCGACACAAGGACUUGUCUUACGCCGAGUAUAUGGACGGCUGGAUCUUACGUGACAACACAGGCCUCAAGGGCCAGGCCGCUCAGUGGGCACGCGAAAACCUCGAGGGUGACGCUUUUGCGACCAGCCCUGUCAGCAAGGUCAUGACAAAAUUAUGGACGCCCCGCGGCGAAGAAGACCAGAUCUAUCGUGCAGAGCUUCCCAGCUGUACACACAUCAUCCAGGCCAUCGGGUACAAGCGAGAUGCCCUCCCCGACUUGACUGUGGCUGAAUCAGUCGAUGCAAAGCCCGAACCGUUGGCAAUUCAGCACGACGAUCUUACUGGCCGCUUCUUCUCGAAAUCCCCUACCAGUUCAGGCUCGAACGGCCGACAGCACAUUCCUGGACUGUUUGGAGCCGGUAUUGCUUUCCCAGAGCGCGUGAUUGACCCGUUAGGUAAUGUCGAACACGCGGUUGGCUUCUGGAAAUUCAUGAGGUUCCUCAGAAAGUCAGUCCCUCAAUGGGUUGACCCAUCUAAAACGGCAUAGAUUCGUUAGAUAGACUUUGGCGUUGCAGGUUAUGUUCUAGAGGUAAUAGAAAGAUCCUAGACUAUUGAACUUCAUGUCCCCGAAUAACAAGAAGCCUGAUCCACGAAUGGA
Ilyonectria robusta is the source of this 1472-nucleotide messenger RNA. RefSeq names its product pyridine nucleotide-disulfide oxidoreductase-domain-containing protein. Lineage: Eukaryota; Fungi; Ascomycota; Sordariomycetes; Hypocreales; Nectriaceae. The transcript is spliced from 2 exons. The record is from RefSeq and is a predicted model, not a curated record. The coding region runs from base 114 to 1361 and encodes 415 amino acids.